CGGCCGCCGCCGACCGGACUUGGGCGAGUUCGCCGUCGGAGAAGGGGAGCGGCAGGAAGGGCUCGGAGCGGGACGACGGGCGGAGAGGGAGGGAGAGAGCGAGAGCGAGCGAGCCUCGGCCGGCGGGGCAGGCGAGGCGGAGACGCAUUCACUAUGGCUUCUCCAGCUCUACUCAUGCGCGUGGUUGCCUCUGCGUACUCUGUUGCGGAAAAAGCUGCAACGAUUGUUAGAAAUGUAAUGGCCGCAGGAGAUCUGGGGAUAGUGGAAAAGACAGGAGCCAAUGACUUGCAGACCAAAGCUGACCGACUGGUACAAAUGAGCAUUUGUGCUUCCCUGGCACGGAAGUUUCCCAAGGUGACAAUCAUAGGAGAAGAAGAACUGCCUACCGAUGAGGUAACUGAGGAAUUAAUUGAAGAUGGCCACUGUGAAGAAAUACUGAAGAAAACUUGUCCUGCUCAGUACACGGGAAUUAAAGAGGAAGAGCUUGUAAUAUGGGUUGAUCCCUUGGAUGGAACCAAGGAGUACACUGAAGGUCUCCUUGACCAUGUAACAGUUCUUAUUGGAAUUGCUUAUGGAGGCAAAGCAAUAGCAGGAGUUAUUAACCAGCCAUAUUACAACUAUGAGGCAGGAGCUGGUGCUGUGUUGGGCAGGACGAUCUGGGGAGUGCUGGGCAUAGGUGCCUUUGGAUUUCAGCUCACAGAAGCACCUGCUGGGAAACACAUCGUCGUUACCACCCGUUCUCACAGCAGUACCCUGGUAAAUGACUGCAUCAGUGCCCUGAAACCAGAUAGCGUCAUCAGAGUUGGAGGAGCAGGAAACAAGAUAAUUCAACUUAUAGAAGGCAAGGCAUCUGCUUAUGUAUUUGCCAGUCCUGGGUGCAAGAAGUGGGAUACAUGUGCACCUGAAGCUAUUCUGCAUGCUGUGGGAGGCAAGAUAACUGACAUUCAUGGAAAUUCAUUUCAGUAUAACAAGGAAGUGAAACACAUGAAUUCAGCUGGGGUCCUUGCCACUCUGAGAAAUUAUGACUAUUAUGCCAGUCGUAUUCCUAACACCGUUAAACAAUCUCUUGUGCCUUAAAGCAGUAAUGCAUCUUCACCUGGUCUGGAAGGCUGAGAAAGUGAGCUUGGAGAAAAGGAAAGAAGAGAACUGAGGUUGAAAUUUUGUUUUAUAGAAUCUGAAUUCUUACAUUCAGGUGUUCAACAAUUUCAAAAUUACAUACAAAAUCUCUAAGUAUCUGUUGGAUCAGACUGUUUUGCUGUGUUCGGCAGACAACAUCAAAACAGUCACAUUUCUUCAGUAGUGGUUUUCCACAUUCUUUGGGGAGUACUGAUUCUUCGUGACUGUGCUUAAUAUACUGCUAAUCAUAACACUACAGUCCAAAAAUCAUCUUAAUAUUCAGGGCACAAAAUAAUGUGAAGUGUUUUACCUGAUCUUGCUCAAUGGUUUUUGUUGUAUGUAGUCAACAAAGGUUUAUUGCAUUAAAUACAAAUGGACUGAGAA
Tyto alba (common barn owl) is the source of this 1500-nucleotide messenger RNA. RefSeq names its product 3'(2'), 5'-bisphosphate nucleotidase 1 (gene BPNT1). The record is from RefSeq and is a predicted model, not a curated record. Lineage: Eukaryota; Metazoa; Chordata; Aves; Strigiformes; Tytonidae. The transcript is spliced from 9 exons. Bases 154 to 1077 code for a protein of 307 amino acids. Gene Ontology annotation, biological process: phosphatidylinositol phosphate biosynthetic process. Gene Ontology annotation, molecular function: 3'(2'),5'-bisphosphate nucleotidase activity.